AGCAAGGAGUACAGAGCACUAGCAGACCAGUUGCAGCAAAGGAGAUUUGCCGACAUGUGGACUCCAUUGCUUCUCUGUCUCUUGGCCUUUGCUGCUACCCAUGCAGACAACCUGGCAUGGAAGCCCAACACCCAGUACGAGUACGCAGUGAGAGCUCGUACUAUGGCGGCUCUCCACCAGGUGGCACAACAGUAUGUCGGUUUGGUGUUGAAUGCCAAACUCUAUCUCCAACAGGCUUCUAACAACGUGGUCACCUUGCAGCUCCACAAUGCUCAGUAUGCUAAUGUGCACGCCAACCUCUCCCAAGGAUGGUCCACGCCAAUCCCUGAGAGUCAGCGGCACUAUCAGCCCAUUCCCAUGAGCAACAAACCUUUCCAACUCGUAUACAAGAAUGGAGUUAUCAGCCGAAUGGUGGUCAGCAAGGGCGUACCUACCUGGGAGUUGAACAUCCUCAAGAGUAUUGCCAGCCAGUUCCAAGUAGAUACUCAGGCAGAGAAUCUGCAAAAGUCCCGCAUCAACAGCUUGCCUACCCAGGAGACUGUCAAUGGAGUCUACAAGACCAUGGAGGACUCUGUGUCCGGGGAAUGUGAGACCCUCUACGACAUCUCUCCUCUCCCCAAGGUGGUGUUGCAGAACAAGCCUCAACUCGCUCCCAUGCCUCACCUGCAAGCUGAUGGACAACUCAUUGAUAUCGUGAAGACCAUGAACUUCAGCAACUGUGAUGUCCCGUCUGCUUAUCACUUCGGCAUCACUGGCCUCACCAACUGGGAGCCUGCCUCCAACCAGAUGGGCCAAUUCCUGGCUAGGUCGUCAGUCAGCCGAAUCAUCAUUGCUGGUAACCUCAAACGCUACUCUAUCCAGUCAUCUGUCACCACCAACAAGAUUAUCGCCAGUCCAUUCCUCUAUGAAAAACAGAACGGCAUGGUUGUCAGCCGCAUGAACUUGACCUUGGUCGAUGUCAAGUCUGCCAGCAGUUCUCCUCAGUCUCCUCCUAACCCUCAGGUCAUCAAGAAUUUGGUCUACGAAUAUAACCCAGCUUCCCACCAGGAAAACACUCAGAAGCAAUACAGAGAGUAUAAUGGAAAUGAAAAUUUAAGUUCCAGCUCUAGUUCCAGUAGUUCUAGCACCUCCAGUGACUCAUCCAACUCCGACUCUAGCUCUAGCUCUAGCAGUGAAAGCCAAGAACAAAACAACUACCAGCAGAAAAAUAGGUUUGCCAGGUCCGCCUCUUCAAGGCGAAAUCAGCAGUCAAACUAUAAUCAGGAUACCAGUAGUUUCUCAUCAUCUUCUUCCUCAUCCUCUUCGUCCAGCUCCAGUGAUAGUGACAGUAGCAGCAGUUCCAGUUUCUCCUGGGAUAGUAGUGAGGAGGAAAACUGGCAGCCAAAACCCACACUUAGCCAAGCUCCUAACUUCCCUUUCUUGCCCAUGUUCAUUGCUAACCAAGGAAACUCAAUCCAGUCUGCACAAGAGAUCCAAGGAGUAUCAGUUGUGAAGAAGAUCGCCCAACAGAUCGGUUAUGAGAUGCAAUCACCUAGUGCAAUCCCUGGUCAGAAAACUCUUGGGAUGUUCACUAUAUUGACUUCGGUGCUUAGAACCAUGAAUUCCAAACAGAUGGAAGAGGCAACUAGAGAACUCUACUUUCCUCUGUCUCGAGCUUCCAGCACUAGCUCCAGUGAUGCUGUAAAAUAUCAGGCGUGGGUUGCUUACCGCGACGCCAUCGCCCAGACAGGCACUGGCCCUGCUCUCCUCACAAUGAAAGAGUGGAUUCAAUCUAAGAAGGUUCAAGGUGAAGAAGCAGCCCAAAUACUUGCAGCACUGCCUUACUCCGCUCGCUUCCCCAACGUUGAAUACAUGAACACAUUCUUUGCUCUGGCAACAAGCUCUGAAGUGCAGCAUCAACACUUCCUCAACACCAGUGCAGUUCUCUCUUUCACCGUACUUGCCCGCAAAGCUUUCGUCAGCAACUCUACUGCGCACAAUAGAUACCCAGUCCACGCUUUUGGAGCCCUCAAGGAUAAGAAUCAGCAGCCCGUAGUCCAGCAGUACAUUCCCUACUUUGCCGGAGCUCUCAAGCAGGCGGUUCAACAAGAAGAUAGCAUUAAAAUCCGCACCAUGACUUUGGCUCUCGGAAAUUUGGCUCACCCAAAAAUCCUGGAUGUCUUCGAGCCCUACCUCGAAGGCCAGAAACCCAUGACUCAAUUCCAGCGCCUGACUGUGGUUGCUUCACUGCGCAAGCUGGCCCAGCUCUACCCCAAGGUUGCUCGUCCUGUUCUCUUCAGUAUCUAUCAGAAUACUGGAGAAGCCACUGAGGUUCGAGUGGCAGCAUUCUAUGCUCUCAUGAAGACCAAUCCUCCAGCACAACUGCUCCAACGUAGCGCUCAGUUCACCAAUUUCGAUCAAAAUCCUCAAGUCAUUUCUGCAGUCCAGUCAGCAAUUAAGACUGCAGCAUACAAUCAAAAACUACCCUCUGAGCUAUCAAAGAACGCCCAAGCUGCUGUCAACCUUCUGAAUCCCAAGGUAAUGCCUGCCCAAUACUCCAGGAAGAACAUUCGUUCGUACUACAAUCAACAACUCAACCUUGGUUACAAACAGGCUUUCAGUUACAUCGGCAGUGAUGAUGGCUUCCUUCCCAGCAACAUCUUCUAUUCUUUGCGUAAACAGAUGGGAGGUUUCAAUCACAAGGCAGUCGGGUUUGCAGCCAUGUCCUCCAGUCUGGAUGUUUUGACAGACCUCCUCGAGGAACAGUUUUCUGAUGCUCCUUCUUCCUCCAGCCAUAGAAGUCAGAAGCAACCACAACAGCAGGGUCCUUGGAGCUUUGAGAAGAUCAACAACAUGCUCCACAUUCAGCCUAGCGAGCAGGAACAAGUCGAAGCCAGUCUUCUCGUUUCAUAUAUGGGCGGAAAGCGAUUCUUUGCCAUAGAUAACCACACGGUCGAACUGCUUCCUCAACUAUUCAAGGAAGCUGCAGCUUCUCUUCGCUCUGGAAGAAGUUUCAACUAUACUAAGAUGGCCAACACAUUCGCUCUUAAUGUUGCCUUCCCCACUGCCAUGGGUCUGCCUUUCACCUUCUCUCUACAGAUCCCAACUCUGCUUUACAUCGGUGGCCAGGCUCAGGCUAAGAGUCACCCUGAUCUCGCCAAUGGAAACAACCACGAAAUCCAAGUUCCACAGACCGUCAACGCUUCUGUUGACUUGCAAUUUGUAUACUCUCUACGCGCGCAAUCCUCAAUGGGUUUUGUGGCUCCCUUCAACCGCCAACAUUACAUGACUGGAGUCAACAAGAACUUCCAGGUCAACUUGCCCAUCCGAGCUCAGGUCGAUUUAGAUAUUGUCAACAACAAGGUGGCUGCUAAGGUGCAACCCCUAGACCAGCACAACAAGCAGAACCUGUUUGAGUACAGCACUGAGCCUUAUACUUGCCGACACAAUGUCCUUCAGAUGGCUCAGAAUCCUCAAGAACAAAUACAUCAGAGAUACAACCAAAACAGGAAGACUGUCCAUGUCAGAUAUCCCAACCAGAUUCACAAGACUCUCGGCCAAGACAGCACUGGAUUCGCUUUUGACUUUAACUACCAAAGUGAGCAGAAGUUCAUUGACUUCGCUGCCCUCUACAAUGAAGCCCACAAGCGCAACGAUCCCAUUGCAGCCGUCAUCUACGCUUGGGCCGAGGACUCCAUCAACUUUAACAACAUCACUCUGACUUACAGUCCUCAGAAGAGUUCUGCCAAAUACGCUCGCUUCACUGCUGCCUAUCUUGACAACUCAGAGAGUGAGAACAACCCCAGCAGCUAUGGCAGUCAAGGCAAUAACUACCACAACAGUGAGCGCAGUGAUAGCCAGCAAGCCUCUCCCAGUGACCAUGUCUCCGUCAGUAUGGCUCAGCCUUCCUCCUCUUCUCCUGACUCCCAGAGCAGACAACAACAGUUCCUGCAGAAGGCUGGACAGGGCAUCCAAGAUAGUAACACAAUGGUGGUUGACGUUUCCGCUGAGUUCCUAGGCCAGACUAAGGCUCAGUAUGUUGCCACUCUUGCUGUUGCCACUAGCUACGUCUCUCCCAAGGCUAGGCUGCUCUUCUUUGCUGAAAGAAAUCCUGCACAAUCUGACAGGCCACAGCAGAUGUAUGCUGCUGCCGAGUCUUCCAUGCCAAAUGUUCCCCACAUGAACUACAUGAAGGCUCUUAAUGCUGAUCCUACAUCCUACCUGAACGCUGCAGUUGCUUUCGGCGAAAAGAAUGCUCAGCCUGCCACAAUCCAACUGAAGGGCAAGAUGCAGCAAAGCCAAUCACGCCGAUAUUACUUGGACAACUACCCUCUGACUCAAGUGUGCAAGCAUCAGAUGCAGCAAGGCAACUCCGUGCUGUACGCUUGUCGCAAUGUCACCCUGCAGGCCAACCUACUGGAUCAGUACAAAUUCACUGUCCAAUUUGAAAAGAUUCCUAACUUCUGGAAGAAUGUCACCUACAAGGCAUAUGCUGCCAUGCGUUAUGCUGCCUAUCAAUAUGUCAGUGAAGAUUUCAUCAGUGCCAGCAACCCUGCCAACCAGAUUGAGUUCAAUGCCAAAUUUGCCCCCGACCUCAGAUCUCUCAACUUGACUAUGGCUACUCCUCUGUUUACUGCCAAGUUUAAGAAUUUGCGACUCAACAAAAACAUCAAACCCUGGAUUGUGAUGCACCCUGAGUACACUCCUCUUGAACUCGCAGCUAAGCACUUCUUCAAAGGACAUCAGUUCCCUUCAUGUGUGGUUGAUAACACAUUGGCUCAGACAUUUGACAAUUCCACUUACCCCAUCAAACUGGGCAAGUGUUGGCACGCGAUGUUCCAUUAUGUACCUAAGGAAGACCCCACCAGCAGCGAAUCCUCCAGUGAGGACGAUGAAGACCAACUCUCAGUCCUCGUCAGAGAUGCAUCUUCAUCAACCGAGAAGGAAGCAAUGAUUGUGCUGGGUAACUACAACAUCCAAAUGCAGCCCACUGCCGGCGAUAGUCCUGCCAAGGUUGUUGUCAAUGGUCAGCAGACUCCAGUCUCCAAGAACCACAUGACUGAACUCUACGACGAGAAUGGCAAUACUCUUGCUCAGAUGUAUGCCCUGCCCGAUGGUGAGGUGCGCUUUUACGCUCCUCAACAAGACACGGAAAUCCAGUUCGAUGGCACUGCAGUCAAAAUAAAUGCUCAGAACAGUUACCGUUCAGAAGUCCUUGGACUCUGUGGAACUUUCAACACCCAACCGGUUGAUGACUUCACCACUCCCCAAGGAUACAUUCUCCAGAACCCCUACGAGUUCGCCGCCACCUACGCACUGGAAGACAGCUCCUGCCAGGGACCUGCCAAGGAAUACAAGGCCAGAGCCCAGCAGAAGAUCGCCGGCGGCCAUUACACUCGUAAUGUUGUCAUCUAUGGAAAUGUUGUAGCUGACCAACAAGCCUACUCUCGCCCCAGAUCCAGUGUUUACAGGUCUUCCGGCAACAACCAACACAGCAAUAAGCCUACUACUCCUUACUCCCAGAAACGUAUCUAUGUGAUUGAGAAGGGAGGCAAGAUAUGCUUCAGUGCCUAUCCUCUGCUGCAAUGCUUAGGUUCAAGCUCACCUCAAGGAUAUGUUGAGAAACAGGUGGAGUUUGUAUGUCUGCAGCCUAGCCCAGUCACCGAGCACUGGCAGGAGUUGAUCAGUAGAGGAGUCAAUCCUGACUUCAGCCAAAAGAAGCCUUUCCAGACCUUCACUAUUCAAGUGCCUCAGAGCUGCCAGUCCUGGCUCGCAGCAGCUACCACCAACCACCAAAAUCCUAAGGACAGCUUUAUGAGAUCACCAAGACCAGCAGGAGAGCUACUGCACAUCAUGUGGGCUCCGUUGCUUCUUUGUCUCUUGGCAUUUACUGCCACAAGCGCUGAAAACUCUCAAUGGAAACCCAACACCCAGUACCAGUACGCAGUGAGAGCUCGCUCUCUGGCGGCUCUCCACCAGGUGGCGUCACAGUACAGUGGUAUAGUGAUUCAUGCCAAGCUUAAUGUCCAACAGACUUCCGAAAACAUGGCCACCUUGCAGCUCCACAAUGUCCAGUAUGCUAAUGUGCAUGCCAACCUCUCUCAGGGAUGGUCCACCCCUAUCCCUGAAAGUCAGCUGCACUUCCAGCCCAUUCCUACUAGCAACAAACCAUUCCAGCUCAAAUACAAUAAUGGAAUUAUCAGCAGCAUGGUGGUCAGCAAGGGCGUCCCUACCUGGGAGUUGAACAUCCUCAAGAGUAUUGCCAGCCAGUUCCAAGUAGAUACUCAGGCAGAGAAUCUGCAAAAGUCCCGCAUCAACAGCUUGCCUACCCAGGAGACUGUCAACGGAGUCUACAAGACCAUGGAGGACUCUGUGUCCGGAGAAUGUGAGACCCUCUACGACAUCUCUCCUCUCCCCAAGGUGGUGUUGCAGAACAAGCCUCAACUCGCUCCCAUGCCUCACCUGCAAGCUGGCGGACAACUCAUUGAUAUCGUGAAGACCAUGAACUUCAGCAACUGUGAUGUCCCGUCUGCUUAUCACUUCGGCAUCACUGGCCUCACCAACUGGGAGCCUGCCUCCAACCAGAUGGGCCAGUUCUUGGCUAGGUCAUCAGUCAGCCGAAUCAUCAUCGCUGGCAACCUCAAAAGAUACACCGUCCAGUCAUCUGUCACCACCAACAAGAUCAUCGUCAGCCCGUUUCUCUAUGAGAAACAGAAUGGCAUGGUUGUCAGCCGCAUGAACUUGACCUUGGUCGAUGUCAAGUCUGCCAGCAGUUCUCCUCAGUCUCCUCCUAAUCCUCAGGUCAUCAAGAAUUUGGUCUACGAGUACAACCCAGCUUCUCAUGAUGCCAACGCACAGAGGCAAUACAGAGUGUACAAUGCAGAUGAAAAUUCAAGUUCCAGCCCUAGUUCCAGUAGUUCCCCCAGUUCUAGUGAAUCAUCUAGCCCUAGCAGCAGUGAGAGUCAAGAGCGAAGUUAUUAUCAAAGUAGAAAAGUCAGGUCAGUGAGUGGCUCACCUUACCAAAAUCAGUACGGACACGGAAGCCAACAUAGUCAGGGCCAACAUCAUAACUGGAAUCAAGAGCGGAGUGACAAGAACCGUCAGGGGUAUCAAGUUGAUAGGUAUCAUCCAUCAUCAGAAUCAUCGUCUUCAAGUAGCUCUGAGUAUAGAUAUCUGCAUGCCCACAAUGGAAAAAUGCAAGCCGCAUAUCCCUAUAGCAGUUCAUCUUCAUCCUCUUCUUCUUCCUCUAGCUCCAGUGACAGUGACAGCAGCAGCAGUUCGAGUUUUUCCUGGGAAAGCAGCGAGGAAGAGAACUGGCAACCAAAGCCUUCGCUCAGCCAGGCUCCAAACAUCCCUUUCUUGCCCAUGUUCAUUGCUAACGAAGGAAACUCUAUUCAAUCUGCUAAAGAAAUACAGGGGGUUUCUAUCGUGAGGAAAAUCGCUCAACAGAUUGGAUAUGAAAUGCAAUCACCUAGUGCUAUUCCUGGUCAAAAAACUCUGAACAAGUUUACAGUACUGACCUCAGUGCUUAGAACUAUGAACGCCAAAGAAAUGGAAGAAGCAACCAAAGAGCUAUACUUUCCCCUCUCCCGAGCUUCUAGUUCCAGUUCCAGUGAUGCUCAGAAGUACCAAGCUUGGGUUGCUUUCCGCGAUGCUGUCGCACAAGCUGGUACUGGCCCUGCUCUGCUUACAAUCAAAGAAUGGAUCCAAUCCAAGAAGGUUCAAGGUGAAAAGGCUGCUCAACUUCUUUCAGUUCUGCCUAACUCGGCUCGCUUCCCCAAUAUUGAAUACAUGAACACAUUCUUUAGUUUGGCCACUAGCCCUGAAGUCCAAAACCAAUACUUCCUCAACACCAGUGCAGUUCUCUCUUUCACCGCACUUGCCCGCAAAGCUUUCGUCAGCAACUCUACUGCGCACAAUAGAUACCCAGUCCACGCUUUUGGAGCCCUCAAGGAUAAGAAUCAGCAGCCCGUAGUCCAGCAGUACAUUCCCUACUUUGCCGGAGCUCUCAAGCAGGCGGUUCAACAAGAAGAUAGCAUUAAAAUCCGCACCAUGACUUUGGCUCUCGGAAAUUUGGCUCACCCAAAAAUCCUGGAUGUCUUCGAGCCCUACCUCGAAGGCCAGAAACCCAUGACUCAAUUCCAGCGCCUGACUGUAGUUGCUUCACUGCGCAAGCUGGCCCAGCUCUACCCCAAGGUUGCUCGUCCUGUUCUCUUCAGUAUCUAUCAGAAUACUGGAGAAGCCACUGAGGUUCGAGUGGCAGCAUUCUAUGCUCUCAUGAAGACCAACCCUCCAGCACAACUGCUCCAACGUAUCGCUCAGUUCACCAAUGAUGAUCAAAAUCCUCAAGUUAUAUCCGCUGUGCAAUCGGCCAUUAAGACUGCCGCCUACAAUCAAAAACUACCCUCUGAGCUAUCAAAGAACGCCCAAGCAGCCGUGAACCUCCUGAAUCCCAAGACAAUGCCUGCCCAAUACUCCAGGAAGAACAUUCGUUCGUACUACAAUCAACAACUCAACCUAGGCUACAAACAGGCCUUCAGUUACAUCGGCAGUGAUGAUGGCUUCCUUCCCAGCAACAUUUUCUACUCUCUUCGCAAAAAGACGGGAGGUUUCAAUCACAAGGCAGUCGGGUUUGCAGCCAUGUCCUCCAGUCUGGAUGCUUUGGCAGACCUCCUCGAGGACCAGUUUUCUGAUCCUCCUUCUUCCUCCAGCCACAGAAGUCAGAAGCAACCACAACAGCAGGGUCCUUGGAGCUUUGAGAAGAUCAACAACAUGCUCCACAUUCAGCCUAGCGAGCAGGAACAGGUCGAAGCCAGUCUUCUCGUCUCAUUUCUGGGCGGAAAGCGAUUCUUUGCCAUCGAUAACCACACGGUCGAAUUGCUGCCUCAACUUUUCAAGGAAGCUGCAGCUUCUCUUCGUUCUGGACGAAGCUUCAACUAUACCAAGAUGGUCAACACCCAUGUCAUAAAUGUUGCCUUCCCCACUGCCACGGGUCUGCCCUUCGUCUACGCUUUCCAGAAACCAACCCUGCUAUACAUCGGCGGACAGGCUCAGGCCAAGAGUCAUCCUGACUUUGCCAGUGGAAACAAUCACGAGAUCCAACGUCCACAGACCGCCAACGCUUCUGUUGAAUUGCAGUUUGUAUACUCAUCCCUUGCUCAGUCCUCAAUGGGUUUUGUAACUCCUUUCAACCACAAACACUACUCAGCUGGAGUCAACAAGAACUUCCAGGUCAACUUGCCCAUCCGUGCUGAGGUCGAUUUGGACUUUGCCAACAAUAAGGUGGCUGCUAAGGUGCAACCCCUAGACCAGCACAACAAGCAGAACCUGUUUGAGUACAGCACUGUGCCUUACACUAGCCAACACAGUGUCAUGCAAAUGGCUCAGAAUCCUCAAGAACAAAUUCAUCAGAGAUACAACCAAAACAGGAAGAAUGUCCAUGUCAGAUAUCCCAACCAGAUUCACAAGACUCUCGGCCAAGACAGCACUGGAUUCGCUUUUGACUUUAACUACCAAAGUGAGCAGAAGUUCAUUGACUUCGCUGCCCUCUACAAUGAAGCCCACAAGCGCAAUGAUCCCAUUGCAGCCGUCAUCUACGCUUGGGCCGAGGACUCCAUCAACUUUAACAACAUCACUCUGACUUACAGUCCUCAGAAGAGUUCUGCCAAAUACGCUCGCUUCACUGCUGCCUAUCUUGACAACUCAGAGAGCGAGAACAACCCCAGCAGCUAUGGCAGUCAAGGCAAUAACUACCACAACAGUGAGCGCAGUGAUAGCCAGCAAGCCUCUCCCAGUGACCAUGUCUCCGUCAGUAUGGCUCAGCCUUCCUCCUCUUCUCCUGACUCCCAGAGCAGACAACAACAGUUCCUGCAGAAGGCUGGACAGGGCAUCCAAGAUAGUGACUCAAUGGUGUUUGACGUGUCCGCUGAGUUCCUAGGCCAGACUAAGGCUCAGUAUGUUGCCACUCUUGCUGUUGCCACUAGUGACGUCUCUCCCAAGGCCAGGCUACUCUUCUUUGCUGAAAGAAACCCUGCACAGUCUGACAGGCCACAACAGGCAUAUGCUGUUGCCGAGUCUUUCAUGCCCAACGUUCCUCACAUGAACUACAUGAAGGCAUUUAAUGCUGAUCCUACUUCCUACUACAGUGCUGCAGUUGCUUUUGGCGAAAAGAAUGCUCAGCCUGCCAGGAUCCAAAUCAAGGGCAAGAUGCAGCAAAGCCAAGCUCGUCGUCAUUACUUGGACAACUACCCUCUGGCUCAAAAAUGCAAGCAGCAGAUGCAGCAAGGCAACUCUGUGCAAUACGCUUGUCGCAAUGUCACCCUGCAGGCCAACCUUCUCGACCAAUACAGAUUCUCUGUCAACUUUGAGAAGAUCCCUGCCUUCUGGAAGAAUGUUACCUACAAAGCAUAUGCCGCUAUGCGUUUUGCUGCCUACCAGUAUGUCAGUGAAGAUUUCAUCAGUCCUAACAACCCUCCCAACCAGAUUGAGUUCAAUGCAAACUUUGCCCCUGACCUCAGAUCUGUCAACUUGACUAUGGCUGCUCCUCUGUUCACUGCCCAGUUUAAGAAUUUGCGACUCAACAGAAACAUCAGACCCUGGGUCGUGAUGCACCCUGACUACACUCCUCUUCAGCUCGCGGAUAAGCACUUCUUCAAAGGACAAGCAUUCCCCUCAUGUGUGGUUGACAACAGCUUGGCCCAGACAUUCGACAACAAAACUUACCCAAUAAACCUGGGUAAGUGUUGGUAUACGAUGUUCCACUACACCCCCAAAGAAGACCCCACCAGCAGUGAGUCCUCUAGCGAAGACGACCAAGAUAAUGUUUCCGUCCUUGUACGAGAUGCCUCCUCACCAGUUGAAAAGGAAGUAAUGAUUGUCCUGGGUGAGUACAACAUCAACAUGCAACCCACCUCUGGUGACAGUCCUGCCAAGGUUGUUGUCAAUGGUCAGCAGGCAUCCGUUUCUAAGAGCCAGUUGUCGCAACUGUACGACCAGAGUGGUGAUCUUUUUGCCCAGUGGUAUGCUCUGUCUAAUGGUGAAGUUCACUUAUACGCUCCUCAACAAGAUAUUAUGGUCCAAUAUGAUGGAACUGCCGUCAAAGUAAAGGCUCAAAACAGUUACCGUUCCGAAACCCGUGGACUCUGUGGAACUUUCAACACCCAACCGGUCGAUGACUUCACCACUCCCCAAGGAUACAUUCUCCAGAACCCCUACGAGUUCGCCGCCACCUACGCACUGGAAGACAGCUCCUGCCAGGGACCUGCCAAGGAAUACAAGGCCAGAGCCCAGCAGAAGAUCGCCGGCGGCCAUUACACUCGUAAUGUUGUCAUCUAUGGAAAUGUUGUAGCUGACCAACAAGCCUACUCUCGCCCCAGAUCCAGUGCUUACAGGUCUUCCCACAACAACCAACAGAGCAAUAAGCCUACUACUCCUUACUCCCAGAAACGUAUCUAUGUGAUUGAGAAAGGAGGCAAGACAUGCUUCAGUGUCUACCCUCUGCUGCAAUGCUUAGGUUCAGGCUCACCUCAAGGAUAUGUUGAGAAACAGGUGGAGUUUGUUUGUCUGCAGCCUAGCACAGUCACCCAGCACUGGCAGGAGAUGAUCAGUGGAGGAGUCAACCCUGACUUCAGCCAAAAGAAGCCUUUCCAGACCUUCACUAUUCAAGUACCUAAGAGCUGCCAGCCCUGAAACUUUUUCAUGUUUAUUGUUCAGUAAUCACACGUACUGAAUAAAACGUGAUCAGACGAAAA
Molecule: messenger RNA, 11729 nt
Organism: Homalodisca vitripennis (glassy-winged sharpshooter)
Lineage: Eukaryota; Metazoa; Arthropoda; Insecta; Hemiptera; Cicadellidae
Exons: 45
Coding region: 55-11667 (3870 amino acids)
Biological process (GO): lipid transport
Molecular function (GO): lipid carrier activity
Source: RefSeq, a predicted model, not a curated record